GCGAUGGCCGCGGAAGUGACAGGAGUGCCUGGAGCCGCCCCGGAGCGCGGGGUCUCGCAGCGCCCCCACCCCCCUUUGCCGUCACUGGGCCUCUGCGAAGGAAAGCAGUAUUUCUGUGUGAAGACCUCUGUGCUUUGAUUUGUGAAGAUAUUAAAACACUCCAAGAAAUCUCUGACCGUGUCAAAGGAGUGGUGUGUGUUUGUUAAAGAUGGUGGUAUUCACAGAGAAUCUUCAUGGAUUCUAAUGGUGGCAUCAGUGCAAGAAGAGUGGCGGGAAUGGGUUGGAUAUGGAUGGUCUGCUUCUUUCAUCUAGUCACCUCACUAGAAGAAAUACUUCUGGAUACAACUCAAGAGACCUCAGAGAUUGGCUGGACCACACACCCUUCUGAUGGGUGGGAUGAGGUAAGUGUCCUGGAUGACAAGAAGCGCCUGAUCCGGACCUUUCAAGUCUGUAAUGUGGCUGAACCAGGGCAGAACAACUGGUUGCGUACUCACUUCAUAGAGAGACGCGGAGCCCACCGAGUCCAUGUCCGCCUCCGUUUCUCAGUGAGAGACUGUGCCAGCAUGCGCACUGUGGCCUCUUCUUGCAAGGAGACUUUCACACUCUACUAUCACCAGUCGGAGGCUGACAUAGCCUCUCAGGACCUGCCAGAGUGGCGCGAGGGCCCCUGGACCAAAGUGGAUACUAUUGCAGCUGAUGAAAGCUUUUCCCAGGUGGACAGCACUGGGAAGGUGGUAAAGAUGAAUGUUAAAGUACGUAGCUUUGGACCACUUACAAAGCAUGGCUUCUACCUGGCCUUCCAGGACUCAGGAGCCUGCAUGUCCCUGGUGGCAGUCCAAGUCUUUUUCUACAAGUGCCCAGCUGUGGUGAAAGGAUUUGCCUCCUUUCCUGAAACGUUUGCUGGAGGGGAGAGGACCUCACUGGUGGAGUCACCAGGGACGUGUGUGCCAAAUGCUGAAGAGACAAGCACGACGGGGUCUUCAAGUGUUCGAUUGCACUGCAAUGGAGAAGGGGAGUGGAUGGUGGCCAUUGGACGAUGUACCUGCAAGGCUGGCUACCAGCCUGUUGAUGAUGAACGAGCCUGCGAAGCCUGUCCACUGGGCUUCUUUAAAGUGUCUGUGGGAGAUGACCCCUGCCAUCUGUGCCCUGCCCACAGCCACGCUCCACUGCCAGGUUCCCGUGAAUGUGUGUGUCAGAACCGCUACUAUCGAUCAGCUUCAGACAAUUCUGAUGCUCCCUGCACUGGCAUCCCUUCUGCUCCUCGUGACCUUAGCUAUGAAAUUGUUGGCUCCAACGUGCUCCUGACCUGGCGCCUCCCAAAGGACCUGGGUGGCCGCAAGGAUGUUUUCUUCAAUGUCAUCUGCAAAGUGUGCCCAGCCGGGUCCUCAGGGCCGUGUGUGCGCUGUGGGGACAGCGUUCAAUUUGAACCACGCCAAGUGGGCCUGACAGAAAGCCGCGUGCAAGUCUCCAACCUCCUGGCCCGUGUGCAGUACACCUUUGAGAUCCAGGCUGUCAACUUGGUGACUGAAUUGAGUUCAGAAACACCCCACUAUGCCACCAUCAAUGUUAGCACCAGCCAGUCAGUCCCCUCUGCAGUCCCUAUGAUGCAUCAGGUGAGUCGUACUACCAAUAGCAUCACACUGUCAUGGCCUCAGCCAGAUCAGCCCAAUGGAGUAAUCCUGGAUUACCAGCUACGCUACUUUGAUAAGGCAGAAGAUGAGGAUAAUUCAUUCACCUUAACUAGUGAAACCAACAUGGCCACCAUAUCAAGUUUGAGCCCAGGCAAGAUCUAUGCCUUCCAAGUACGAGCUAGAACAGCAGUGGGCUAUGGCCCAUACAGUGGGAAGAUGUAUUUCCAGACUUUAACAGGAGGGGAGCGUUCGGAGAUGGUGCAGGACCGACUGCCGCUUAUCGUGGGCUCAGCACUCGGUGGUCUAGCCUUCUUGGUAAUUGCUGCCAUUGCCAUCCUUGCCAUCAUCUUCAAGAGUAAAAGGCGAGAGACUCCAUACACAGACCGCCUGCAGCAGUAUAUCGGUGCACGAGGACUCGGAGUGAAGUAUUAUAUUGAUCCUUCAACCUAUGAAGAUCCAAAUGAAGCUAUUCGAGAAUUUGCCAAGGAGAUCGAUGUGUCUCUCAUCAAGAUUGAGGAGGUCAUUGGAUCAGGAGAGUUUGGAGAGGUGUGCUUUGGGCGCCUAAAACACCCAGGGAAGCGUGAAUACACAGUAGCUAUUAAGACCUUGAAGUCAGGUUACACGGAGGAACAGCGGCGGGAGUUCCUGAGCGAGGCCAGCAUCAUGGGGCAGUUUGAGCAUCCCAAUGUCAUCCACCUGGAGGGUGUGGUCACCAAGAGCCGACCAGUCAUGAUUGUCACAGAGUUCAUGGAGAACGGAUCACUGGAUUCCUUCCUCAGGCAGAAGGAGGGACAGUUCAGUGUGUUACAGCUGGUGGGAAUGCUACGGGGGAUUGCAGCUGGUAUGCGCUACCUUUCCGACAUGAACUAUGUGCAUCGUGACCUGGCAGCACGUAACAUCUUAGUCAACAGUAACCUGGUGUGCAAGGUGUCAGACUUUGGUUUGUCCCGCUUUCUGGAGGAUGAUGCUUCAAAUCCCACCUAUACUGGAGGUCUGGGCUGCAAGAUCCCUAUCCGUUGGACUGCCCCUGAAGCUAUCCAGUAUCGCAAGUUCACCUCCUCCAGUGAUGUCUGGAGCUAUGGCAUUGUAAUGUGGGAGGUGAUGUCGUAUGGUGAAAGGCCUUACUGGGACAUGUCCAAUCAGGAUGUAAUUAAUGCCAUUGACCAGGACUAUCGCCUGCCACCACCCCCAGACUGCCCAACUGUUUUGCACCUGCUGAUGCUUGACUGCUGGCAGAAGGAACGAGUUCAGAGACCCAAGUUUGAGCAGAUAGUCAGUGCCCUAGAUAAAAUGAUUCGCAAGCCAUCUGCCCUCAAAGCUAUUGGCACUGGGACCAGCAGACCAUCUCAGCCUCUCCUGAGCAACUGUCCUCCAGAUUUCCCUUCACUCAGCAAUGCCCAUGAGUGGUUGGAUGCUAUCAAGAUGGGCCGUUACAAGGAGAAUUUUGACCAGGCUGGUCUGAUGACAUUUGAUGUCAUAUCACGCAUGACUCUCGAAGAUAUCCAGCGUAUUGGCAUCACCCUCGUUGGUCACCAAAAGAAGAUUCUAAACAGCAUCCAGCUCAUGCGAGUCCAUUUGAAUCAACUUGAACCAGUUGAAGUGUGAUGUUUACACCAUCCUUAUUCUGCUAGUCUCAAACUCUGGAAAGGUUCUGGGGGAAUUCAGAGGGAUUUUCACUGUAAGAAAAAAAGUAUCAGUAUGCUACUUGAAGACAAUGCACACAGAGUGCACACUACAUGUCCUCUUCCACGAACAAAAACAAAGCCUUGCUAAGAUUUGAAAGCAGAGCUAAAUGACUGGUGACAAUUAAAUGUGGCUGACAUCGUACACUGGGAAUGGGUUUGGGGUGGGAAGGUUAUAAUAACAUGGGGCAGAGAUGGAAUAAUAACUUGGACAGAUCACAAGCACCUGUUGCCUCUUCUCUGCCAACAAAAGGUAUCUGACAACUUUACAAAGUCAUCAGCAGGCUUUAUCUAUGGCCAAGAGCCCAGAAAAGCUACAAAGACAUAAUAAAGGCAACAAAAAAUUAGCAUUUUUUUUCAGAAGAAUGGUCUGAGAGAUUAUUAUUCAGAUGGAGCACGAGGCUAUCACUUGGUAUGCCAGCUCAGUCCAGAACUGAAGUUCCAGCUGGUGCACAAUAUGUGGUAAGCGAUAACACGUUACCUGGUAAAGAGGUUGAGAGUAAAGGGUUCAAAAUUCAAUGCUAUUUCACAUGCUGUUCUUGGGUCUGCUCCAUGAUGGAAAUUACUGAUCUUUUCUGGUUAUGUGAGGAACAGUCCAUCCUCGGUGCUAUGCAACUCUGUUUAUGGGACUGCAACAGAAUGGAUAAAUAAGGAUUCGUAGAACCCAUCCUGCUGGAUCUGCAAGUAAAGAGGAAAACAAAUAGGUUCUGGUUCUCACAAGCCCAUUCUUGCGAGGAAAGAUGUGAUACUCUGAAAUCCUGAGUACCCAGCAUUUGGAUUUUGUUCUCUUCUGACCCCCUUACAGACACUGAAGAUUGUGACAAAAUCCAAAACCCUUUGCUAUUGAAAAAUACUUCUUCAUUUUCUCACCCUGGCCCUCGGGCACAGCUGCUUGACUAUUGUUUUUGAAGAAAAUGCAGGCCUAUAGUACUGAACUUUAAAUAGACAAUUGGAACAAGGAAGGUGAAACUCUCACAAGUUUUUGUCAAGAGUGAUCAGGGAAUGGUACCGGUCCCACGAGUCACUUCAGUCCUUAAAAAAAGCAUUAGCAAUGUCCUUGAGAUCAACUAUGUUCUUUGGUUGAGGUACAUGAGAGUGACCAGAAUGACAGAGCUUAGGUACCUCUUCAGACAGACUUAAGGAAAGAUCUGCUUUGAGAAGGGGCGGAGUUUCAAGACUGUAUCUCUCUAUCUAUCCCUAUGCAGGAGUAAGAAAACAUGAAGCUGAGCUUGAGAGGAAAACUCAUACACUUGGGGAAAACUAUACACUUGCUACCUCAUCAAUACAUAGGAAGGAAAUGGAAAACCCUGUUAAACAAGACCCCAAUGAUGAUACCUUUUUGUGUCUAGAGAGGAAAUAACCCUGACUGUUCCAAUCUGUGCUCAUCUGCUGGCUCACUGUGACCUAGUCAUGAACUUACUGUAUUUCCCCAGCUGUCAAGGUUAGAAUAUCACAAGUACUUCAGAUACUACUCCUGUGCAGAUUUAAGGAUUCCCCCAGUCAACCCAGCAAUUGAAGGCUCUCGGUCUAAACCAUGUUUAAUAGUGAUUCAAGAGUCCAAUAAUAUGAUGGGAAGUGCUCCAGAAUAGUUACUUUAGAAUAGCCAACACAGUUCAGGCUCUUUGUUAUACCAUUAGAGCAACAUUAUCAUUAAUAUUUUUUAGCUGAAGAGGGAGAAUAGAAGGACAUUCUUUCAAGAUAUAAAAAAGUCAAUACAAAAACAAUGCAAGGAAACAUGAAUAAAACAUUCAUGGCAGUACAAAGAGAGUGUGAAGGUUUAAAAAAACCCCACACAUCAGACUAGAGUCCAACCCCAGAAAAUUUCAGUCUGUGCUUUUUAAGGGGUUUCUGUAAACUUGUAAUACUCACACAUCCAGUGCUGUGUAUGCUGACUGACUGUCAGCUCCACCCACGGCAUCUGAGACAGAAGAAGUGUUGUCCUCUUCAGAAAGCAUAUUGAGCACAAGAUGUUGAGGGGAAUCUGUGGUCUCUAGCACCUUCCAUAUAUAUUCACCAGAGGACAACAGUGCAUAUACGCAUCUUCAUAUAUGAGUGUAUUCUAGAAGUUCUAUGUGCCAUUUGGGGAAAUGCGGCAGCCUUUCUUUUCCAUGCCUUGGGUGGCCAGGAUCAGUGGAAAAAAUAGCAAUCUGGUUCAAAUCCUAUGGCCUCUUUUCAGCCUGGAAAUUUAUAUGCAGAAAAUAAAUAGUCUCUUUCUGUUCAUGCAAUGGAAGACAAAAUGGGAGCCUUGUCUGAAUCUUAUUCUAUUGUCAAUGAGGUCUAGUAGGCCCUUAUGGGGAGCUGCAGUGAAGUAACCUGCAUGGUGGUAGUUCUAACCGUACAACAUUAGCAUAGGAAGUAUAUUGCAAAGUCGUUUUCACAGUCAGAGGAAAGGGAUUUAUUUGCUAUACCAAGGAAGUCAUGUAGUGAUUAGCCAUCUUAGAUCUCCUCUUCCUCCUCUUCUGAGGCGUGUUGAAACGUCCCCAUGAUAUUUCUAAGUCAAGUGUCAAGAUGUCAUGGCUGUGGCUAGAACUGCACAGGGACAGACUUGGCAUCACAAACUGACUGCAAAUGGAUAACCCUUUUCUCUAAGAAGUCUCUCCAUUCUCUUUAUUCGCAGUCUGUUCCUUAUUUUCAAGUGCUUGUUUUCUUCCGUAGCUUGGAAUGCAAAGGUUCUGAUGUUGCAAUGCAACUUUUGUUAUUUGUCAUCAUAUCACUCCUCAACUCUCCAAGCAUGGAGGAAAGGCAGUCAUGGUAAAAAUGUUAGAAAUAGCCUGACCUUACUUUUCUCAAUUGUCUGAAAACAGAAAUGCUGCAUUCUGUUUCCACAGUCAUCUGGGAUGUUCUGUAGUAUAUGAGCACCCUCAACAGGUAGGGAUAAGGAUCAGGAGGGAAAGGAGUGGGGCUCACCUAGGCACCUGAUAUCUGUCCUUCACCAGAAUAGUGAGAAACAAUGCCAAAAACUCUUACAGAACCAUAUUGUUUGCCAGAGGAGUAAUGGGAGAUAAACAAGUUAUUGCCCGCCUUUACUCUGUAUGAUUUCUGUAGUAUGCAAUGUAUAAGAAUAAUGAGUAAAUUAAAUGCACAAGGAUCAAUGCAUAGAUCUUCUUGAGGGCAUUAGGCAUUUGUAUGAAAGCUCAGAAGAGUCAUAGCUAUAGUUAAAAAGAAUAUAUUGCUAAGACUAAUAGCUUGAACACCAACUUCUCACUGUCUGGAAACAGGAAGAAACUUCACCUUAAGGCAAGCUGUUUUGUAAUUAUUCCUGAUGAGGUUCCUUGAACCUGCCUUUUUACUGUCAGUUGCUGGAGAGCCUCCCAGACAGAUAAUUGGAUCUGCACCGGUAUGUCAGUUAAUGUGUUGUGCUGCCAAAGAGCAUGUCGGGCAAGCAAGUUCCCACCUAUGCCGCUUUGGCAGCCAAGUGAAAUUCUCAGCCAGGAGCUACAUGCCUGUGCACUCCCUGCCUCACUGAGCCAUGGCAUGUCAGAAACAGGCCCUGCUCACCAGAGUGUUCAAAGACAAGCAUGGAAACUAAGAUUUUUGCAUCCAUACCUGAAAUGAUGUUGACAAAGGCUCCGUGAUGGUCUGACUUACAGAGGAAUUUCUAUGUUUUGAACCUGAGUACCCUCAGUGCACAUGCAGGUGAAAUGGUUUGCAGACCCUGUUUGGGUUUUAUUUGUUUGGGUUUGGUUUUUUUUAAAUGGAAAGAUAUAAACUUAGUGCAGUACUAUAUUAGGGCUAAUUUAGGGAACACAAGCUGCUUCAUGGAGAGAAAUGCUGAAAGAGGCUACCUGUUUAGUACAAAUAUGUUCAGCACUUAGGGCUCUCUAGAAAGAAAGAAGCUGCUGUAGCUUCCUUAGUCCCAGAAAAUUUGUAUGUUAUGAACUUGAGUGAAACCUCUGGGUGUGGUAGGAAAUGAUGAGCAACACCAAGGAACUUACCUUUAAUAAGCAAACAAAGAAAGAACUGUCCCUACCACUGGAUAUUCCUUGGUCAGGAAUUCCAGCCAAGUCUACCUGAGGGAUACUCUAAGUGAAGGCAGCCAGACUGAAUCAAUCCUGCCUUUGGCUUACUCUCUCAACAGUCAGCUACACAACUUUUACACAUACAGAUGCAGCUAGGCAAUAGAUUUGGGUUCAAGGCAAAACUGAUUCUUUCUUUUUUCUGAAACCAGGUAAUGCUAGAAAAGCAAUGAAAUCAACUAUCACAUGUUUUUCAUGCUAGCAACUAUUCAUAGGUAUUGAGCAUCCUAAGGAUUGCAGAUCCCAUGCAAAUUUGAAUCUCUGGAUAUCAUUAAAAAACAGUAUGGAAGAGCAAACCUCAUGCCCAACUAGAAAGCUAGUCUAAUCCUUCACUUUUCUAAUCUAUGGAAAAAAUGGCACCUCUCUCGGAAUUUACUUUUUUUCUGGCAUUCAAGGUCAUCGUGCUGUGUGUAUGAAGCUGUUCCACUUCAGUGUUACUGAAAGGGUUGCACUGAGUUAAUGAGAAAUCACUGUGUCUUCUAGACCCUUCUGAUCUGUAACUGGGACCUGUUCAAAGAGGAAUUUCUCCCCCUGGUGUGCUGAAAUACAGAACUGCUCUCUAAAAGCCUUGGAGCUUAGCUGUUUCAUUUCCCUUUUUCAAGUGAUAAGAAAACUCUGUUCUUGAAAUAUUCUCACUUAAAACAUGCAGAUUCAUGAAAACAUAUUGAGAUUUCUUUCUGGUUUCUUCCAUGAUCUCUGUUCCUUGAAUGAAAAGAAUAACGUAAUGUAAUGUCCUUUAGUCAACUGCUAUAAAAGCAAGUCACAAGUAUGAGUGUAAUGGGUUGGCAUCUAUGCCUCAACCAGUUAAUACAAUUUGAUCUAUUAUUUAUUUUUCUUAUACAAGGCCAAGUGUACUUAGCUAACAGUGGGAAAGCUGUUUGCUUCUGAAAACUAAUCCCUUAAAUUCAGGCCAUGCUAAGUAAGGUUGGAUUUUUUUUCUAGUUUACAGUGAUUCUAGAAAUUAUACACGCUGCUGGCUAAUACUAGAAUUUUAGUUACAUCUGUACAACUCCCUCUCACUGCAUUCUGGUAACUUUUAACCAAACCUAUACUGCCCAUACAUUUGGACAGCUGUAACAGAUUGAGCAUUUAUAAACAAUUCUGUUGCUGAGAACAGACUCUAAUCCUCUUUGAAGCAUACUGACUCUGCAAGUGAACAGGAGAUUAAAAAUAAGAAAAUCAGGUUUAUUCAGACAAGUCAGCUAGUUCGACAGAUGUGAAUGAGAAGGCACUAUCUGAAAUAAGCUAUUUAAAAAUAGAUCUAUUCAUGUUGUUCUGUUAAAAAGGACAGUAAUUAUAGUAUACCCUUAGUGUCUCUACUAUAAGUUGUAAAACUGUUGCUAUUUUAACCUGUCAUCUCUCUGGACUCAUAACAAGAACAAACUAAUAACAAUUAUCAUGGUAAACAAAUGUGGGUUUCCCCAAUGAAGAGGACUACAGUAAGAACAGUCAACAGCUGGGUUGCCUGGAGUUUGUACUGAGAAGCAAUGGUUGGGUUUUUUUGGACAGGUAAAAUAUUAUUGCUCUAUCAGAGCUACCAAGUAGGAGACUAAAUAUCUUUUGUUCUUCUGAACUCAUAUCCUGAAUUUAGAUCCUCUGAAUAAGCCCUCCUUUUGUGGACCCAGGUCUGAACAUGGGGCCUCCAAAUAUCAUCUGCAGGUUAUACAAAGUACUAGAAAUCAGACCAAGUCUUCUCACAAAAAGCCAUGAGAAUAGUGCCAUGGAAAUUAAGGCAGAAGAAGGAACAUUGAUCUUUACCCUCAAGGACAUUGCAUUUCACCUCUUGACCCACAGAUGAGUUUACCUUACACUUGACUGAAGAAUCAUUGCUAGAAAGGCAUCUCAUCUUGAUUAAUUCAGGAAUAAUGAAUCUGCAAGAUACCUUGGACUGUUUUUUCCUAUGGAUAUGAUGAUUUUUAAUUGAUGUUUGCCUGGCACUUCUUUUACACUACCCAGUUGGUAUAAAGAGCUGUUUGUGAUCUGAUAUUUCUGCAUUUUCCACCAUCAUUGGAUCACAUAUUCACUUCUUUAUACUCUAAAGUUGAAAUAUUUAAAUGUCUCCCUGUCACACAUCUUUUUUAGUUCUCCCUUCAUUGCUAUGGUUCUCUUUUUCAUCACAUGUUUGGGCUUCCUUUUUAAGAGGAGAAUAUCAAGAACAGACAAAACCAGUCUCACUAUUACUAUACAUGGACAGGAAACGAGCCUCUUACACUGACUUAUUCACCCACAGAUCACUGUAAGCCUUUCACAAUUGAGUUCUUUGAUUACUAGGACAUUCUGAUCCUUCUGACAUAAUUUUUUUUUUUUUUUUAGGAACACAUACCAUGUAGAUAGAAAGUGCACUCUUUUUUCCCAGUUGUCAAGGACUACCCCUGGGUGAGAGUUCUCAAAAAGUGGAUCUUUAUAGAAUCAUGGAGUCACCUAUAUUGGCAUUCUACAAUGCUAAGCAGUUUUUAGUCAGAAUUAUCAAUCUAAUAGACCAUAAAAUGGUCCAUAAGUCAAGUUUAACCACAUGAGAUCAAUUUUAUGUGAGCUUUGCUAUCCAAAUCUCAAACUAAAUACUCGCAAGAGUCACCUUAAUUAAGGAAAAUAUAUCACUGUCUGCCACUUCCUCCCUAAACACAGUUUUCCUUUGUUUGUUCAGGACCUUGUCAGAAUAAUCAGGCACCUAGCUAUUCCUGGGUUGUAAACCCUUCUUAAAUACAGUACAGAAUGAACCUGUGACUUCAAUUUUCUGAAACUCUAAGGGCAGAAGUCACAAAUCCUGGGCCUAUUUCUUAGUGUUAUUUUAAUCGCAGUUAGGAAUGUACAAAUAUAAAAUGUCUAAAAAUUAAAGUGAUCCAGAACUUUAGUCUCCCUAUUGGCCUUAUCAAAGGUAGGCCUUACCACGUGCCAUAUAUUGGUUCAUGACUUCUGGUUUGUAUCAGUUUUUUCCAUGCCUGCUUUGAGUUUUUAGGUAUAUUCAGAGAGUACCUAUCAGAUCAGGUCCCUUACAAGGUACAGCUAGAACAAACAUAGACAAGAUAAACUCUUAAGUCACAUAUUUGUGAUCUGAUGGGUAAGCACAGCAGCAGUAUCCUAGGAUCUAAAUACAUCCGUCAACAAAAUCUUAAACAACUGCAUCUUCUCACUGAAAUAGAUUAGGCAGAGCAACAGUGCAUCACAGGCUUGGGCAUUUAGGUGUUCUAGUCUUUUAGUGGAUCUGGAUAGUCAUGCUGUAAAAUUAUCCUGUCAUUUGUUAUAUAACUCUAAUUGUGCUGUUGGGAUUGCACAAGACUAUGAUGUAUGUGUUCCAUCAUAGCAACUCGAUGUUAUUUCCAUACAUCAGCUGGGAUCUGUGAUCCCAUUCACAUGGGCAUGUAACCAUGUGAAUUUUUGAGUCUUCUAAUCUGACGAGAGAAAUAAAAAAUAACAUCCACCCCUUCCAGUACUCUCUUCAAAUCAAUCUGUUGUAAUCGAGAUCCCACAAUAAUGAGCUACUCUUAAGUAAUUGCAUCCUUAAUGUCCCAGUCAUCAAUCUCCCCUGCUUUUUCAUUUUUUGGAAUACCAAGUUAGCUCAAGGAUCCAUUCUUGGAUCUCCUCUGUCUUGUUCAAUCAUCUGAUUAGAUGGCAGCAUUAGGCAAAAAGAAGUAUAGAUUUAUCCCUAAUCUAAUGAAUGUAAACUGGAGAACUAAUUUCAUUUUCUUCAAGUUUGUAGUCUACCAGUGUCUUAGACUGAAUGUUUUUCACCCUGAGUUUGAAUCAUUCAAACGAUCCAGGGGGAGGACUCCGUGUCAAAAAUUGUCUCCAUUUACAUACCACCACUUCAUCUGAAAUUCCCACAACAACAGGCCAAAAUUAUUUGCUGAAGGCAAAAGCAGUAGACUAGUCUAGGGGGUUUGCCUGAGAAAGAGAGAAAAUCAUUUUGAAAAGAAUCAAGUCAUAGCAGAGAGUAAAGACUGAGCACAUGAAAGAUUUAUGUUCAUCAGAGGAGAGGUAGGGGGAGUAAGAACAACUUCCAGAGUGGGCAGAAAGAACAUAAAAGACAAACAACAAGCAAACCCAUGAAGAAUUUUAAAAGUAAGAAACUGCUUUGGACCUACAGCCUCAACAGAAAAUGCUGCAAAGCCCAACUUCUCUAGGCAACCUGCUCCAGUGCUUUAUUACCCUCACAGUAAAAUACAUUUCCUGAUGUUCAGAUGGAACCUCCUGCAUUUUAGUUUGUGCUGAUUGCUUCUUUUUCUGCUAUUGGACACCACUGAAAGAGGCUGCCUCUGCCUUCUUUAAACACUCUCAUCAGAUUUCUGUACAUGUUGAACAGUCCCAGUUCUCUCAGCCUUACCUCACAGGAAAGAAUCUCCACUCCCUAAAUUGUCUUAGUGGCCUUUUUCUGGACCCUGUGCAGCAGCUCCAUGUCCCCCUUGCAUUGGGAAGCCCAGAACUGGGCACAGGACUCCAGGUGGUGCCUCAUCAGAGCUGAGCAGAUGGGAAGAAUCACUCCCUUGACCUGCUGGUAGCAUUCUGCCUAAUGUAGCUCAGGAUUAACCUUAUUUGUGGUAAGGGCACACUGUUCAUGUUCAACUUGUGGUCCAUCAGGACCCCCAGACUCUUUUCUGCAAAGCCAUACAGCCACAGGCAUAGUUUAUAACAGGGUUCUUUUUUUUCAGUGUUUCAUUUUGGUGCAGGAGUUAAAGGAUAAAUUUCCUCUUGAUUUUGGGGGUUGAAGAAAAAGAACUAUUCAUAUAAUGAAAUGCAAGUGGAAGCAUAACAAAGAUAAUAAUUGUUUACAAACAUUAGAAAGGACAAACAAAGAGGGAAUAAACAGUUUAUAUUAAUCUUAAUCCCUGUUUAUAAUCUUACCUCCUAUUUACAAUCUCUAUUAACAGGGCAAAAUGGAACCUGAGUGGAUGUACCUACUUAGCAUUCAUCAUGUAAGAGCAGUUCAUCAUGCACAGAGAAGCAGUGAAAGGCUUAUAUCCCACUUCAAUCUUAUUUUAUAGUGUGAGUAGGAUGUAAAGGAGUUCUUCAGCCUCAUAAUGGCUCUAUUUAAACAGAUUUUUUUUCCUCAUAAAAGUAGUUCAUUUAAAAUGCCUUUACUUCAAUGAAAUGUCACUAUAUUAACAGUGAAGUAAUCAAGAGUAAGAUUAGACCACCAUCUGUAGCAGAUUUCAUCUGAAAGGUAUCUAACUGUCUGAAAAGUUGCUUUCAUUAAGCAUGUAGAUGGAGAGAUAAGUGACCAUUUUUUGGAAGCUUUCAUGCUUUUUUAAUCUGAAAUUAGACAAUGGACCAGUAACAGUUUUAAGGGAGAAUACUGAAAACUCAAUGGGAUGGAAAGAUCUCUGGUGUUAGUUUCAGUAGGAGUAGAUCUUGAUGUUGCCAGGAAAGACAAUGAUAUAAAUUCUAAUAUACACAUAGUACAGUCAUAUAUAAAUAUAAUAUAUACAUACACCACAGGUAUAUACAUAUAUACACCACAGAGAUGUUUGACUGAAAAGGAAUUGAUGGGUCAGUAUGAAAAGUAGUAGAAAAUUUCUCUUCUAAACUUAAUUCCUUACACUCAUAGGUUGUGGCAUUGAAACACUGACACACAAGUAUGGUGGCCAGAUCAUUGUCUAACAUAAAUUAACUAUUGGCACUUAUUGUACUAUUCCAGUUUUUAUUAAAUGACAUUUCAGCCCAGUAGCAUCUUGAGGAAAAGCCCCAACUUUAUAAAAAGAAAUACAAAGUGCAAGGUAUAGAAUUUGGAGAAAUGAAAACUGAAAUUGAAUAUAGACAUGAAAACAGUUGUUUUGGAUUUGCAUUCUUUUACAUCUGUCCUGCAGAGAUUUUCUGCUCUUCAGGGAUAAUUCAGAUUAACAGUACAAUGAAAAGAUGAUUCUCUCAUGCAACAAAGCACUAUGCUGAUGUUCUCUGGCUUGUCAAAUCCUGUCAGCAGAAAUGUUCCAGCAUUUCAAAGAGAGGGUUUUUUAUCAGAGGCAGAUAGAUGGUUUGUGUCAAGAAAGAGCCUUACUGAGUGUUAGCAAACAUAUAAUAAUUCUUUACUUUUUCUACUCUAGUUUUAAGUGACCAGUGCUUUGUAAUGUCUGCUAAUUACCUAAUACUUUAUAUCCCCAGUUCUUUACUGUCACAAAUAUUUCCUGAUAUUCAGCCUACACUUGUGGUUAUCAUAUUUCAAUCCUUUUUUUGUCGAAUUUUUGAGGCCUUUUUGAAAAUUUGUUCUCUAUGGCUGUUGUAUACUUUUUUUGAAGUGUAUGAUUAGGAGAGAUGAGAUGAUGUGUUGUGAUGAGAGGUGCCAUGACACGAAGACUACAGGAGAGAAUGGAAGAAAUAAAUACAUUCACAGGUGAAAGACAUUGGAAAGACAACUUUGAAAAGAAAAUCACAAGUCUCUGCACUCUGGAGCAAUGUUCUUCAAUUUCAAAAGAGUAGAUAAGAAAUUAUGUGAAUAUUUCAUAUAUACAUACUUUCAGACAGCUGUAUUUUAAAUUAAUAAUAUCACUGUCACAAAGCGAUCUGUAUGAAUUGAAGGGACAAACUGUGAAGCCACAGCUGAUAUCAAAUAUCACCUUAUAAUACAUGUGGACCCGGAGAAAAACAGUUCCAUUUGAAAAGAAAACAUUAUUAACAAUAUGGAUACAUUUGCACAGUCUGCCCUUCUGGAGGUUUUUAGAUAAUAUUUGUGCUGACUUUGUUUCCACAGACACCAGAACCUCAUAUUGCAUAAUUCCAUUCACAGUUGAGGUUGCAGAAUUUUUUUAUAGUUGCAUCUGAAGAGCUAAUACUCUUGAGCACAAGAGAAAAUCUGGUAUGAAGCUACAGAUUAAUUGUAUUAGUGUUGUAAUGGGUGAUAGUGAAGCCAUUAACAGCUCUUGUCAGUACCAUUAUAUUACGGAGUUCACACCCGCGAUUAAAGUUUGGUGCUUCUUUUCACCGUAUCAGGCUGCCUGCAGGCUCAGGCAGGCAUUUCCCUGUGGGUAACAGUUCCACUAGGGUACAUGAACUAAAGACUACCUCUUUUUUUAAUGAAGACCAAACUUCUGGAGAAAAGUUCUCUGACAAGAUUUGCCUGCCUUGACAAUUCUGAAGUUAGGGUUUGUGGAAGACACACGGACAUGCUACUGAUUAGACAGAUUGAUAGAAAGAGGAAGAAAAGGAGGACAGAUGCAAAGACACCCAGCUAGCAUGUCAGAAAUAAAGACACCAGAGCAGUUUAGCCCACAGGUGAAUAUCCAAGUAGAUGAGAUUGUAAUGGUUGUGUCUGCAAAUUUAUUCAGUGGCCCGAGGACUCUUGACAUCAUCUCCUUUUUCCAUUAUCGCCUUCACCAAACUGCUGGUUUCUUUCAUCACAGCACUGUGAGGAGCAGCCUCUCCUGCAACACUUGAUUUCCUUAUUGUCUAUCACACCAUAUCAAAUGUGCCAGGAGCACUUCAACAGCUAGAAAUCCACAGCACAGCCACAGAUAUACUGAGAGAUACUUGGGAAAAUACAGGAUUUUCAAAGAUUUCCAUGAGAAUAAGUGAUGAGUAUCCAUGGAACAAGGGAGAUGAAGUGUAGGAUUUCUUUAAAGUCUCAGGAAAUUCUCAAGAUUCUCACCUCAUUUCUUGUUAGGAGUGACUUUGUAGAAGACAGUCUGGGUUUUGUCCUGUGGGAAGGACCAUAAGAUCUGGUCUGGUUUAUCAUCUGUGCAGUGUUCAUUUUACUUUGACCCAAAAGCAGAUACUACAACUGUGAAAUAAAUUGGCACUCAAAAAGAACAAUACUCACUGUCAGCAUUUCUCAUUAAAGUGUUUUAGCACCUUGUUUAUUCCACUUCUGUUCCCACUCAUAUUUUCACACUUCUCUAAUAGCUUCUAUGUGAGUAUCUCAAGUACUUGGAAAUGUUACUUCACCAAAUUUUGAAUCAGCCUUUGUUUAUGGUUCUGAAAUAAUUUGUAUUUUACAGAUGGAGAAAUUGAGGCACAGAGAAAUGAAGAAUCUUAUUCAUAAAUAGGAAACUGACCAUAGCUAGAUUUCGCACAUAAAUCGCUAUAUUCACUACUUUUUUCAGACUUUUUCUGAAAUAGGAGGAUGUAAUUCUCAUGCAAUGCACAGAGCUGCUGUGAAAUCAUUCUAAAAGGUGAUAUCCUCCUGGAAAAAUUCAUGGAGCAAAAUGUAAUGUUCACCCUUAAAUUUAGGUGAACCCACAAAAUAAAUACUACUGCUCCUGAGGGCUACAUGAAUGUACAAGAACUUCAAAUGCAUUUUCCUCUCAGGGAUUGUGUUUGUUCAUAGAGGAGGCUCCUCCCUAAGACUGCUUACACUGCUUCCUCUGGCAUGUCUGUGUAGCAACAUCUGUGAGAAUGAGCUUCAGGUAGGAAAAGCAGCAUCAUCUGAAUCCAUAUUGCACCUCACAGCACUGAAACAUGUCUGCAGAGGUCAUCACAAUGUGAUCUUUCUCAAUUAUCAAUCCAGACAAAUCAAAUCAGAAUGAGAAACUGUGAAAAAAAGUUGAAAAUGGGAUAGAUUUCAAGGAAAAAAUUAACUUAUGGGCUUUUUAGAUUAUCAUAAGUACACAGUUUAGGUACAUAGGUUUCUUAGACAGUGUAGGUACACAGUUUACCUCUUGGAGUGAGAGCAGAGUAUCCAGAUGUACCAAGAAACUGAGUCAUGGGACAAUAAAAUAAAACAUUCUCAAGUAGGUAAUUUUUGGUAGCUCUUUGAGAUCCUCAGUGAAUCUCUAACACGGUUCUGGAUCAUUAUUGGAUCAUUUUCUAUCAUUUGGGUAUCUUGAUACUGUCCUUUCAGCUCAGCAUUUAUACCUGUUUACAGCUCAGAUGUUGUUUCAAUAACAAGCUCUGGGGCUGCCUCCAUCGAAGUUGAGCAGCAUCCACUUUGUCCUACAAGGCAGUCACAUGAAGGGCUCUCUCCCCUACUGCACCUACAGAGAUACAAAUAAAUUAACCAUCUCAUUGCUGAAUCCCCACUGUUCAGCCGUUUCCAGUCCAGCCUGUUAAGUUUAUUCUCUGCUACAGCUACAGUCUUGUGCCCAUUAUCCAAACAUACAGGCCCCAGAGGCAUUACCCCUCUGAUGAGUACCACAGGUUUUACAAGCAAGAAGUUUCUGAAUAGCUCGUUACCCUUCAAGGACUGGAGCAGGGGAGAUUGCCAGAGCCUGGAACAAUAAAAAUUGUCCCUUCAUGGUCUUAAAAUAAAUACAUUUGUUACAGGAAAUGAGUUUUGCUGCAUCAGCAAACCAGACUUGGUUAGAGGUUUUUGUUCUCAAGACAGCAGACACUUGAGAACUCUCAAGAUACAUAUAUAAAUUAUCUGCCUUUUAUAAAUCAGACAUUUUGCAUAACCAGAAGAUAAUUUAGCUUUCAAAUGAAUAGAGAUCUGAUGAAAAUGUCACAAAGGAAAUAUAAUUCAGCAUUCCAGGGUUAUUGCACAUUUACUACACUUGACCAGACUUUAUACAAGGUGUCAAAUUACUUUCAAAUCUUACACCGCCAGGCCUCAGCAUUUUCUAGCACGUGACAUCUGAGAUCCAUGCAGAAAUCACACAUAUUCCUGGCAUUAUUUCUGUAUUUCUGUUCCUGUUUCAAGCUCAUCAACCAGUCUCAAAUAAAUAGGAUCAGUGAUUCUUGUCACAGUACAAAAUUCAGUAACCAAAUGCUUUCUUUCUGACAGAUGGAAAUACACUGGGAGAACACAAAGCUGUCUCUUUGAUUCCCAUCCUUCUGCUCUAACCAGGAAAUUUGGGUAAAAAAAGAAUCCUAAUUAAAGAUUCAAACCUUUCAUCUUGCUCCAUCCCAGCAUGGGAGCUUCAGCUGAAUACAAUACAUAAUGACCCCUCUGGAAAGUUUGAAGAUAAAGAUGUCAUUGUUAAGAGAAAUAAAUAAUUUUUUUGGAAAAAUAAA
Molecule: messenger RNA, 17205 nt
Organism: Myiozetetes cayanensis
Lineage: Eukaryota; Metazoa; Chordata; Aves; Passeriformes; Tyrannidae
Gene: EPHB6
Product: EPH receptor B6
Exons: 17
Coding region: 234-3236 (1000 amino acids)
Biological process (GO): central nervous system projection neuron axonogenesis; protein phosphorylation; cell surface receptor protein tyrosine kinase signaling pathway
Cellular component (GO): plasma membrane; neuron projection
Molecular function (GO): transmembrane-ephrin receptor activity; ATP binding; protein binding
Source: RefSeq, a predicted model, not a curated record